Molecule: messenger RNA, 1278 nt
Organism: Bactrocera dorsalis (oriental fruit fly)
Lineage: Eukaryota; Metazoa; Arthropoda; Insecta; Diptera; Tephritidae
Product: zinc finger protein 706
Exons: 3
Coding region: 318-551 (77 amino acids)
Source: RefSeq, a predicted model, not a curated record
UGUUCGAGAAGUAGUGGUCCUUUUUGGGAACUACACGUUUAAAUUAGGUUUAAAUGUUUGAACUAUAACGAAAGUAAAAUGUAAAGCACAAAGUUGUGGUGGUGUUAGAAAAUUGCCACAAUAAUUUUCUCCAUUGAGUAAAAAUAUGUGUGAAUAGAUGUACAUUAAAAGUGUAAAUGCUUUUGUCGUCGGAAAAUUGGAAAAAAAAUGUGACUACCGCUGCUAUCAAGAACGUGGCUGUUGCGCGUGUUUUCUUACAUAUAUGUAUAAAAGGUUCAGUUGGUGAUUGCCUAGAUUCAAAAUAAAUUAUAAACAAUAUGGCUCGAGGACAUCAAAAGCUGCAGUCUCAAGCUAAGGCUCAAGAAAAGCAAGCAAAAAUGAAAAAACAACAAGGCCAUAGUGCCAACGAUCAGAAGAAGGCAGCACAAAAGGCGCUCGUUCAUGUGUGCGCUGUUUGCAAGUCUCAAAUGCCCGAUCCAAAAACGUACAAACAACAUUUUGAGAAUAAGCAUCCCAAAAAUGAAAUGCCACCUGAAUUAAAAGAUGUGUAAAAUUUGCUAUGUUUUAAUCAUUCUGGCUGCAGUUAAUAUAAUCGAUAUUGAUACUUUUGAAUAAAUAUUGUAGAAACAAAGCCAGCAGCUACCCAUAAUUGACGAACAUGUGCAUUAUUGCUAAAGCAACUAAAAGGUCUGCUUUUGCGAUAACAUAGCUAAUUUUUUUGUAUUUGUUUUGUAGAGUUGUAAAAAACACUCAAACUAUAUUUUCUUUUUUAUGUUAAAUAAUUAAUAAAAAUGUAACCCAGACGUAUCAAUUAUGAUGUGUAAAUUUUGUAGCGGUCUGCAUACCAACCAAUAUGAAGUUAUUUACUACUGCCGUACUGCUUCGAUUCAGUUAACUUCAAAUGUGGUUAACUCAAAUUAAUAGUUCUUAACAUUGAUAAAGCUGUUUGAUUGUAUUUUUUUCAUAUAUAUAUAAAUACAAACAUAUUACACAGAAUUACGAUUUUUUAAAAUUGCAAGAUUAUAUUCGUAGAUAUAUACAUCUAAGAUUAAUAAUAGCAAAAGGCAAAAAAUAUAUUUAGUAUUGUAUCACUCAAGCAUGCAUAUAUACAUACACAAUUUUGUACUAUAUAAAUUGCAUAUUGAUAUAAUAUAAGCAAUUACUCCCCGCAUUGGCUCAUAUUUUUCUCCUGUGUAAAUUUGCCUUUGUAUUUUAACGUAGAAAAAUUAUGUUGUAAUUGAUUUAUGAGGAAAUUCAAUAAAUAUUAUUUAAAAGAAA